Molecule: messenger RNA, 1862 nt
Organism: Quercus robur (English oak)
Lineage: Eukaryota; Viridiplantae; Streptophyta; Magnoliopsida; Fagales; Fagaceae
Product: magnesium transporter MRS2-3-like
Exons: 7
Coding region: 278-1678 (466 amino acids)
Biological process (GO): magnesium ion transport
Molecular function (GO): magnesium ion transmembrane transporter activity
Source: RefSeq, a predicted model, not a curated record
GAGACCAUUAAUUCGAAACUUUUGUUGUGUCAUAAAGUUGGGAGUUGUAUGGACCCAUAAAACUUUUAUAUGUAAUGUAUACCUCUUAUUAUGUUUUGGUUAUUAUCAUGGACAUGCUUUGUUAAUCUGUUACAAUUUCAAAUACUUUCAGUUUACUGGUUAAUAACAUUCACGCAGUGUUUGCAGGUAUUUGAUUUUAAAUUUUAUUUUCAGGCUAAAGUGAGAAUGUUUAGACAAUUAUGUGAUCAAAUCAAAUGCUUUAUUCUCCUGAGCAGUGAUGUUCGAAGUUAACAGACUAUUUUCUCAGAUUAUAGCCAUUGAAGAGGUACAGAGUGAUGCAAAGGAAUACAGAGAGAUGAUCUCUGGUGGUGAUUAUUAUCCUUCUCCUCAUAAAUCCAAGUCCCACAUCGGCCAAACUAAUGAUUUCAGACCAAAUCAAGUCCGGCCACUACCAACUGGGCCUCGUAGGAAGAGUACAGGAAUUCAGGCCUGGAUGCUGAUGAACAAAAAGGGCGAGGCCCAAGUUGUUGAGGCCGGGAAGUAUGCGAUCAUGCGGCGAACGGGCCUUCUGGCCCGAGACCUUCGAGUCCUCGACCCACUUCUCUCAUACCCAUCAACCAUUAUGGGCCGUGAAACAGCCAUUGUGAUCAAUUUGGAGCAUAUAAAGGCAAUAAUUACAGGACUCGAGGUUCUCUUAUUGAAUUCUAGGGACCCAACUGUGAUGCCAUUCAUUGAGGAGCUCCAAAACCGGAUUCAACGUUUUCACCAUGCUACCAUAGCUCAGAAGGGCGAUGUUGAUGGUUUGAAUUUCUCCAAAGAAUUUUCGAAGUUUGAAGAUCAAGACGAGUCUCCUAAGGUGGAGGGAAAAACUGAUGUAAAGAAUCAAGAUGGAUCAAAGGUUCUUCCAUUUGAGUUUGUUGCAUUGGAGGCAUGCCUUGAGACUGUUUGCAACUGCUUAGAGAGCGAAACAAUCACUUUGGAGCAAGAGGCUUAUCCAACCUUAGAUAAGUUGACCUCAGUGUUAAGUACUCUCAAUUUGGAACGUGUCCGCCAAAUUAAAAGCCGCUUGAUUGAAAUGUCUGGACGUGUUCAAAAGGUAAAGGAUGAGUUAGAACACUUGCUAGAUGAUGAUGAAGAUAUGGCUCAAAUGUAUCUUACCGAAAAGUUGGUUUAUGGUUCCAAUAUGAAUGAGGGAGAUGAUAUGGAAUCAAAUUUCGAUGAUAGGUUUUCUAUUUUAUCUGAUGAUGAAGGCCAAAACCUUGAGAACCCCCAUGGGAACCAUGCUAGCAGUACUCAAAGUUACAUGAAUAAGAACCUUGAUGUAAAGGAGCUUGAAAUGCUCUUAGAGCCAUAUUUUGUGCAAAUUGAUGGUACACUAAACAAACUAUCAACGCUAAGGGAGUACGUACAUAACACAGAGGACUUCAUCAACAUAAUGUUGGAUGACAAACAGAAUAAACUACUGCAAAUGGGGGUCAUGUUAACAACAGCUACCCUUCUACUAACUGCCUUUAUUAUUGCAGUUGGGUUCUUAAGCAUAAACGUUAGAAUUGCUCUAUUCAAUGAUAUAAUAAAUGGAGAGAAAAAUUGGUUAUGGACUGCUGGGGGUGGCAGUAUUGGGUGCAUAGUCCUAUAUCUCUUUGCUUAUAGCUGGUAUAAAUAUAAGCGAUUGAUAUAAUAAUGGAGAUCAAGGGGCCAUUGAUUGUAAAACAUUUAUUAUAUAUUAUGUUGAAAAUACUUUGUAUAGACACAAUUUUGUUUGUUUGCUAUUAUUCUAUACCUCUUAUUGCAUUUUAAUUAUUAUCAUGGACAUGGUUUGUUUAUGACUUAGUCACAAUUUGAGAGACUUUCAAUUGCUAAUU